GGGGGCACAUGGACACAUUUUCAUUCAUGAGCAAACAACACAGCACUUGAAGGCAACUUACAGCAAAGGCCCGGAUAUUUUUUUUGGUGCAUUUUGUUUUUCUAUUUUUGGGAUUCAACACUUCACUGUAGCGGUGGGGCCAGGGGCCAACCUUGACCCAGAGAUGCGGUCUCUUCUCCCGCUCACUGUCUAUUGCAUCAGCCUGGUCUGCUUCCAGCAGCUGCUGGCAGAGGACAGCUGGGACCAUCUCAACAAGCUGACUGACCUGAAAGAGAACCCCUCUUUGCCCUCCGAGGGCCAAACAAACACCCCCGCCCUAUCUUCAGAGCCCACUCCAACCCCAAAGUGGAACCACCUUCCGGCAUCUAGCCUUAAGAGAACCAACCCCAGCCUGGCGUGGGCGCGACCGGACGAGCGUUUGGAGGUUAGGUGGAGGAAGGGGUCCAGGGCUCGUCGCCACACCCACCUGGGUUUCCGGGCUGCCCACCACUACCCCCAUCAUGCCCAGCUGAUGAGAGUCGGUUGUGUCCUUGGAACCUGCCAAGUACAGAACCUGAGCCACAGGCUUUAUCAGCUUAUCGGCCAAAGUGGCAGAGAAGACUCGUCCCCCAUUAACCCAAGGAGUCCGCAUAGUUACGGAUGAGUGACCCUCACCGGGAAAAAACCUACAUUUUCGGUUAUUUAUCUCUUAAUGUAUUAGUCUGGUGGAUGUACAGUAUCCCAUAGUGACAAUUACAGUAUACUUCGCAUGAAUGACUGUUGUGCUUCUUUACUUUAUGUGCAAACUAUUUUAGGAUCAAUUCAUUUAUAUUUCACCCCGCCGCCCCCCAAUCUGAGAAUGUUUGCCUUUUGGUGGACGGACAAAGUCAAGCACCUCAGUUGGACAGGAGGCUAACCGUGUUAAUGUAAGAAUGAAGACUUAUCUACAACACUGACCUUGCCACUGGUUGUUAUCCUGUGCCUUGCUGAUCAGAAACUAGUUCCAGAGUCAUGUCAGACAAAACUUUCCUCGUUUACUGUCCAGCACUACACUCGUCCUUUGCAGCAACUGGGUCACUUCAUAGCAUCUGUGGAGAAAAUUUUUCAAAUUCAAAUGGGAACUUCUCAUAUUUUGCUGGAAAAUGUUAUUUUCCCCAUUACAUCAAUGACACAUUUUUUUUAAGUCAACUAUCACCAAUUAUUUUUUUAUUUUAAGAUGUGUAGCAAAGCCUGCAUUUUUUAUUUUUUUAUUUUUUACAAAUAUGUCAUCCAUGAAGUGGUGCGCACUUAUUUACAUAUUGUUACAGUAACAGUCAAUGACAUCCCACUCCAAUCCCCUAGAUGGCGGUAAUGUGCAUUACAAAGCACAUGAACGGAACAGAGCACACCAAUUAAAUAUAGUGCUAAAACAAAUAGUAAACGCUAUAAAUAAAUUACAACAACAUUUUUAAAAAGUUGAAAUUAAAUAACUACAGUCGUCCCUCGUUUAUCGCCGUUAAUUGGUUCCGGACACGAUCACGCUAAAUGAGUUUUCGCAAAGUAGUAAUCAUUAAUUGUGCAUUAAUUAUUUUCAUUGGUAGAACAUAAAAAAUAUGUUUAUGACCUUCUAAAUAUACGUAAGAGCCGUCUAGACAUGAAAUAACACCCUUCAGUCACCCUUGUAUGCUUUUAAUCAUAUUUAGUGAUACUUCCUGAGGCUGAGCCAAUCAGUGGCCACAAUACUGAACCACAUGCUCUGAUUGGUUUGGUCUCCUCUAGUAGCUAAUACAGCUGUAGAAUUUAUAUUUUAGUUCAUUUGGACAUAAAACCGCAAAAUUUGAAAAGCAAUGUGGAGAGAGGCAACUGUGUAAAAACAGUAAUGUACUCAUUGCAAACACUUCACCUCCUUGUGCACUUCAACUGCCAUUAUUUGUAGCUGUCAAUGCGAUUGCAGUCCAGUCCCUUUGAUGGUGAUAAUGUGCAUAGCGAAGUGGUUGACAACUGCUAAACAACAGAACAGAAUUGGGUGCGCUGACAUCAAACGUCUAAAAUAGGUAUAAUAUAAAAAUAUAUAUACAAAUACAAUUAAAAUAAUUAAAGCGUAGAUCUGAAAUUUAAGACUUUUUGUGUUGUAAUCAUCAAAAUCAUUUCAGAAAAUAUACGGCAAAUCACAUUGUUUCACCAAUAAUCAAAAUACAAUAUAAAACAAAUGUUUAGGUUAUUGCUGAUGAUGUAAACGUUACAAUAGAGCAAUGGUUCAGCUUUCUGUGGCUCCACUGUUGACAUUUCCACCCGUGCUGUUGGCACAUAUCAAAUAUUAGUCUUUUCACGUGAUUCAUAAGUUCUCCCUGCAAGUCAGGACUUUGGGCUUGACAGCAGUUUUAUUAAAGCUGGCCUAAUCUUUGCAGUCAUAUGCAGCACCACAGCAGGGAUGUGGAGAGGCACUGAAACCUCCACAGUCAUAGUCAAACCAAAUCAAAUAACAACAAAAAAAGGACUAGAAAUUAGAGUAAGGCACGUACGUGGCUGCCACACACUUUCAUAACAAAUAUUUAUAAAAAAUGAUAAAUUACAAAAAAAAAAAAAUAACAAUCACAAAAUCACUACACUGGCAAAAGUAAGGGAUUUUUUUAAAAUAUUUUUUGUCUCUAGAUCUGAAUAAAACACUAAAAUGUAUGAUGGCUGAUUAAAUCAAAAUCUCGGAUUAAAAAAAAAACUCAAAUAUGUUCCUUUCAUUAAAAAAAAAUUGCAAGAAAAAAUUAGUCAUUUUUUAGUGUUAUGAGAAGAAAAUAAAAACACAUUUUCCGAACAAUAAAGCUGCAUUGUUACAAGAAUAAAUCAUAGUAUUGAGAGAAAAAUAAUUGCAGAAUAAAUCGUAAUGUGAAGUGGACAAAGUCAGGUUGUUAUGACAAUAUUAACAUUGGAAAGAAACUAUGAAGUCGUAGCAUUACGAGAACAAACUUAAAACAUUUUUACAACAAUAAAGCUGCAUUGUUACAAGAAUAAAUUGUAGUAUUAAGAAAAAAUAAGUCAUAUUGUAAAAAGUGUAAAGUUGUCAUGUUACAAUAAUAAAGUGCUAGUGCAAAAGAAGUCAACAACAAACUAAAAACAUUAAAUAGGGGAAAAAAGGCUAAUUUACAAUAAUAAAGUUUUCAUGUACGAGAAUAAAUUACUGUAUUAGGAACAAAAUGAAUUCUGCAAAAGCGAGAAAACAUAUUUCCUGUAACCUUUCCACUAUCUUCGUGUCAUAAUUAUGAGCAAAACUCGCGUGCCAUCAGUGGCCAUCUAAGGUAAACUAUUUUCAAAUAUUGUUUUCCUACAUUAUGACUUAUUAUCAUAGUAUUACUUUAACAUUUUCUUGCAGACAAACACAAUUCUCGUAACAGUUCACCUUUUACUCCACGUAAAAACAAGAGUAUUUUUGUUUUUGGUAACGUCACCAUCCAUUUGUGCUGCUUCCCAGCAUGGCCCUAUCAGUCCUCUGUAACUGAGUAGCUAUAUGUCACAACUGCUUCAUUAGUUUAAUCUGUUCAAAGGCUUGCUGAGGUCAAACACGCCAUUCUGUCUGCUGCUAUCCAGCUAAUCAAUGUCUCGUGAUAGAUGCUUAUUAAAAGGCUUUUUAAAUGCCGACUGAAUCUCUGCACUUCUUAAAAAAUGUUUUACCUUCAGACACACAGUGUGUUUUUGUGUUAUCACUUCUUAUCUCCUUAAUGUUUGAUUUGUGCUCGAAAUCUUCGACACUUUUUUGCGCAGCACGCUUUUUGUGACGUCAAAGCCCUCCCACAUAGGAAAACACUGACUCGCUAUUGAAAAUAGCAAGACAUGAUGUGGAACAUUUCUUGGCAUUCCCUUACCUGUGUGUGUGUGUGUGUGUGUGUGUGUGUGUGUGUGUGUGUGUGAACACUUCAUCAUAAGAUGUGUCCUUUUGAGAAUGUUACAUUUGAAGAUUUUAAUAUAACAGAUGCCAGUGCACUCCAUACGGCAUCAGCAUGACUGUGAAUGAUGUGUGUAAAUAGAGAUAUUCAGCCAAACUAUUUAAAUAAAAUGUCUUUGUUUAAGUUAUAUUUAUGUGUAUGUCACCAAAGACUAUUUAUGUUACCUUUUUGCACUUGCAAAGUGACAGAAAAGCAAAAUAAAAAUCUCCAAAUGUCUGUAAAUGUUGUCCACCCUGUAAA
Messenger RNA from Nerophis lumbriciformis (worm pipefish), 4133 nucleotides. It is a transcript of the gene adm2a, whose product is annotated as adrenomedullin 2a. Gene Ontology annotation, molecular function: hormone activity. Lineage: Eukaryota; Metazoa; Chordata; Actinopteri; Syngnathiformes; Syngnathidae. Gene Ontology annotation, biological process: positive regulation of heart rate; regulation of systemic arterial blood pressure; adenylate cyclase-activating G protein-coupled receptor signaling pathway. Gene Ontology annotation, cellular component: extracellular region. The record is from RefSeq and is a predicted model, not a curated record.